AUAUUUCAUUCUCAGAUGAGCAACGCCGAGAGGGCUUUCAGGUUCGCCAUCGACAGGCUAAACUCACCGCCGUACUCCAACGGCAGUCGUCUCGUACCGGAUACUCGAUACGUGGCGCGAAACGACAGUUUCGAAGCUACAAAAACAGUUUGCCGACAGCUUUCGAAGGGCGUGGCUGCCGUCUUUGGCCCGAACUCCAGGGAGAGUUCAGAGACCAUCGCGUCGGUGUGUAACUCCAUGGACAUGCCACUAGUGGAAACGAGGUGGGACUACCGGGAACGUGGAAGCAUGGUGACCUCCAUCAACCUCCACCCCAACAACAGGCAGAUCAGCAGGGCUAUACGGGAUGUCGUUUACUACUAUAGGUGGUCGGCAAUAACUAUUGUCUACCAGGACGAUAGCGCUCUGACGCGUCUACAAGAGGUCCUGCGAGCCUCAGCACCACGCAAGAUUAAGUUAACUAUUUAUAAGCUACCGACCAACCCAGAUGUUCGGACUCUGCUGAAGGAGAUAAAGACCUCCGGGGCACGGCACAUCAUUAUUGACUGCCGGAGUGAGAUGUUAUAUCCCCUUCUGGAACAGAUAAUGGAGGUUCAAAUGCUGAGAAGUUACUAUCACUUUUUGUUUACAUCAAUGGAUGUUACAAUGCUGAACAUGUCUAGAUAUUCCGGAGAUGGAGUCAACUUGACAACCUUUCACCUCUACGAUAGAGAGAGCGCGGUCUUCCACAGAAUAGUGGCCGAGUGGAGAGCGAGAUUCAAGCGGUCGGAAACCAACCCCAUGGAGCGCGGACUAACGUUGGAAUCAGCCUUGAUGUAUGACGCAGUGCAUGUUAUGGCCAAGGGCCUGCUGGCGAUGUCUGUCGGCCGGAACAUGACCGUGCAGUCCAUGGCAUGCUUUCACGGUGAUCAGAAGAAGUCUUGGGAUGACGGUCGAAGCUUCUACAACUAUCUCAAAAGCGUGGAAUUACGUGAGGGGCUGACUGGGCAUGUGGCGUUCGAUACCCAUGGAGAAAGAGACAGACCCAAGCUAUUUAUAUCAGAGCUGUCUGAUGUCCACGGAAUGGAACAGAGAGGAUACUGGAAUUAUGAUGAUGGUGUUUAUCUCAGGCCUAAAGACAAAGAACUGAUUGUCAACAAUGCAUCCGUAAUCAACAGGACACUGAUUGUCACAACUAUUAUUGAGCUACCCUACGUCAUGAAGAAAGACCGAGACGCAGAUGGAGAGCUCCUUGUGGGUAACGCGCGUUACUAUGGUUACUGCAUUGACAUGUUGGAAUCUAUUUCCAAACAUGUAGGCUUCCAGUACGAGAUCGUUGAGGUUGAUGACAAUAACUAUGGCUCACCAAUGGAAGACGGUUCAUGGAACGGCAUGGUCGGCAAACUCAUGACAAGGAAAGCAGACCUUGCUGUGGCUCCUUUAACCAUAACAUACAGUCGAGAACAAGUGGUAGAUUUCUCCAAGCCGUACAUGCAUCUCGGCAUCACCAUCCUGUACCGGGCGCCCGAGCCUCAGAACCCGGGUGUCUUCUCCUUUCUCAACCCGCUCUCCUUCGACGUCUGGCUCUACGUUGUCAUCGCCUUCUUCCUGGUCAGCAUCACGCUGUUCCUCCUGGCUCGCUUCAGCCCCUACGAGUGGUACAACUCGCACCCUUGCAACCCUGCCUUCGACGAGGUGGCCAACCAGUUCAAUCUCACCAACUGUCUCUGGUUUGCGUUUGGAGGGCUCAUGCAGCAGGGGUCGGAGGUCAACCCGAGAGCUUUCUCCACGAGGGUUCUGAGCGGCUUCUGGUGGUUCUUCUCCUUGAUCUUGGUCUCGUCGUACACCGCGAACCUGGCUGCUUUCUUGACCGUCGAGAGGAUGGUAUCGCCGAUAAGCAGCGCCGAUGAUCUCGCUAAACAGACCGAGAUUGAAUACGGCACAAGAAGCGGGGGAUCAACGGAAACAUUUUUCCGCCGCUCCAAUAUACCAACGUACCAAACAAUGUAUGAAUUUAUGAGUGCCAGGCCUCAUGUAUUUUCAAAAACCUACGACGAGGGUAUCGAGCGAGUUUUAAACAGCAAGAACUACGCCUUCCUGCUGGAGUCCACUACGGCUGAGUAUAGGAUCUCACAGCACUGCAGUAAUUUGACGCUGAUCGGUGGACUGCUCAAUUCCAGGGGCUAUGGGAUCGGUACACCAUUACAAUCUGGCAUACGAGAUGAAAUUACCAAAGCCAUCCUCAUACUACAAGAGGAUGACACUCUACUCAAACUCAAGGAUAAAUGGUGGAAGACGAGUAACUGUCAGUCAACUAUCAAUCAGAAGGAGGAUGCCAGCGAGCUGGGCGUCAAGAACAUCGGGGGUAUAUUCCUGGUUCUCAUCUCGGGUCUCGUAGCGGGCGUCAUGGCAGCCGUGGCGGAGUUCGUCUGGAAGUCAAGGCAAAACGCUAAUCUAGACAGAAAAUCCCUAUGUGGUGAGAUGAUGGCUGAAUUGAGGUUUGCGUGUCGCUGUAACAAACGACGAAACAGCCAACCUGUGAUUGAGCACAAGUACAUACCAGCUACAGCGUUUCCAACAGCGAGUAUCAAUGGUCAGGCCAUUCAAAUGACAGAGACGGUAGCUUGAUGGUAAUCAAAGUCAGCUGAGUUGUUCCUCAGUUAGCAAGAAACUCUGAUGGCUGAUGUAAUGUACAGUUUGUUUUCAUAGAAGCUAAGCACCGUGUAUACGUUGCUUUAUUUUUGGUGCUUUACUUGGGGAAACCAGCCAUCGCCAUGAUGCAAGUACGACUUGAGUUUUAAUUUAUUAUCCAGCUAGGCUGGUUGGUGCCGAAUGCAGACUUCCAAACGAGAUUGGAUGG
Asterias rubens (European starfish) is the source of this 2839-nucleotide messenger RNA. Its product is annotated as glutamate receptor ionotropic, kainate 2-like. Bases 16 to 2607 code for a protein of 863 amino acids. Gene Ontology annotation, cellular component: postsynaptic membrane; presynaptic membrane; plasma membrane. NCBI's taxonomy places the organism in Eukaryota, Metazoa, Echinodermata, Asteroidea, Forcipulatida, Asteriidae. The record is from RefSeq and is a predicted model, not a curated record. Gene Ontology annotation, molecular function: kainate selective glutamate receptor activity; transmitter-gated monoatomic ion channel activity involved in regulation of postsynaptic membrane potential. Gene Ontology annotation, biological process: modulation of chemical synaptic transmission; monoatomic ion transport; synaptic transmission, glutamatergic. The transcript is spliced from 13 exons.